AACGCUCUUGAAAAUCAGGUAUCUUAUUUAGAUGCUUCAGUAUGGGGGUAGGAACCUAAAUCUAGGCUCCAUGGCUACACUACAUCUUAAGUUGUCAUAGUUAUGUCACUCAUGGGUGUGAAUUGGCCACCCUCCUGAGCAACGUAACUUAUGCCGAUGUAAGUGUUGGUAUGGACAAUGCUAUGUCGGUGGGAAAGUUUCUCACACCAACAUAGCUACCGCCACUCGCUGGGGCUGGAGUUGCCGACAGGAGACCCCUCUCCCGUCGACUUAGAGCGGCUACACUAGAGAGCUUACAGUGGUGCCUUUGACACCAUUUUUUGAAAAUCUUGGCUAUACAAGUCUAACUUUGAACUUUCUCAGACCUGUCUAAAUCGUAAUGUGUAUAAGCCUCUGUUAAAGUGUGUGGGGUUUUGUUUAAAAAGUUUGAGGGGUUUUUUUUCUUUUAAAUGUCAAUGUAGAAACCUUUGAAUAUCAUCGCUGCCUCUACAGAUUGAAGAUGACUGACAGAGUGAGAGAGAAACAGAGAUAGUGAGUUUACCAAGUGAACUGUGCUCAGCAACCGUGUCUAAGGAACUCCGACUUCAAAAAACUAUGAAGUUAGGAAGAGGUUUUCUCAGGUUUUGGAAGUAAUAGAGUACUUGGUCACUAACUCCUCACCUGAAGGACGGUUGUAUGCUUAAACUUGGAAGGCUCUACGUUGGGGUUCUUCAGCUCUCUUAAUUCCCAGAUUCUCUUUCCCAGAAGAAAUGGACCCCGUGUGUGAGAAGCAUCCAAGUCAAUAAUGGGACAACGAUAACAUUGAAAGUCUGCUGGAGAAGAAUCGCUAAUUCUUAUAAGUGGUUUUUGGGUUUUUUUCAUCCCUUAUAAAACAAACCACCUUAAAAUCUGCAAACAAAAUGCCAGCUAAGACACCCAUCUACCUGAAAGCUGCCAAUACUAAGAAAGGGAAGAAAUUCAAAUUAAGGGAUAUUUUGUCUCCUGAUAUGAUCAGUCCACCACUCGGAGACUUUCGCCACACCAUACACAUUGGGAAAGAGGGACAACAUGAUGUUUUUGGGGACAUUUCAUUUCUGCAAGGAAAUUAUGAGCUGUUACCUGGGAACGAGGGAACACCAAGAGUUGGUCAGUUUGGUGGACAUAAUGAGUUCUUAAGGGCAAACAGCACCUGUGACUCCAUGUUUACAGAAACUCCUUCACCCGUGCUCAAAAAUGCCAUCUCGCUUCCUGCCAUUGGUGGUUCUCAAGCUCUUGUGUUGCCCUUAUUGUCACCAGUGACAUUUAAUUCGAAGCGGGACUCCUUUGGGCCAUCAAAGAAUCCAAGGCUUAGUUGUGAGCCAGUAAUGGAAGAAAAAUUGCAGGAGAAAAGCAAACAGUUGGAGAAUGGGGAAAUGUACAAAGAUGACAUCCUAUGGGAGCCAAAUAGUUCUGGAUUGCAUUAUACUAAUGGCAGAGAGAGUCAUUCAUCCAGCCUUUCUGAACAGUGCACUGAUUGGCAAACAGUUGACUUACUUGAUGACAGUCAUCUCUCAUGUGAACUAACCAAGGCAGAGACUAAGUCAGAAGAAUCCCUGUCAGAUCUUGCAGGCUCACUUCUUUCAUUGCAGCUUGACCUGGGACCCUCACUUCUGGAUGAAGUCCUCAAUGUAAUGGACAAAAAUAAAUCCUAGGACUGUUGUACUUUUUUGCCUCUUUGUAAAUGAUACAUUUAAAAAAAAAACUGAAGAAUAUAUAUAUUAAAAGAUCAGCUGUAUUUGCAGUUGUUUGGGUUUUCUAAAAAUCUUAAAAAUAUUUUUUUAUGUUUUUAAUGUUUUUUUGUUUUUUGGGGUUUUUUUUAAGUAUGGUAAAUAUCUUGUAGCAGGAGGAUACAUUUUAAUAAAAGUUUUCAGCAACCAUACAAAUAUCUUUCAGAUACCAGUAUUAGUUAUCAAAAAAUUAAGAAAUGUUGUUUGGGGAUAAUAAUACUACUUGUGACCAUUAGCUUAACUGACCUUCAGUGGUUUUUGAGUAAUCCAUCUGUAAGCAUCAACUAGAGACUUAUGAGGUGAAGAAUAAAUAUUAACUAUUUCAACAUUGUGUUACAUCUAAGAUUCUUUCUAGAAUCUUAAAUUGUUUAAAUUAGUACUACUUCUUUUAGCUGCACUGUAACUAGUUCUUCAGUGUUAAACAAUUGCUCUGUGUCCAAAUAUGAACAAAUUGGGGUGAUUCAGUUUAAAUAUGGGUCAGAGCCUCAGGUGCUAAGGUUCUGGCCCUAUAUCUAUAGAUCAGAUCAUAGACAAUAGGUUGUAAACACAGGUAACACAAGCAAAAUAUUACUGUGUUUAAAUUAUUUUAAAAGUUAAAAUAUAUAUUUUUGUGCUUAUUUGGCUUUUUUUUUUUUUUCCUGCAGUCUACAUUUACAGAUAGAGUAUCAUCAAAGUAGUUGCUUGACUUCAUUGGCGGUCCUCUGUAAACUGUAUUUUUGAGUGUGAAAAAAUAUGUAUUGAUAACUUAGCUUUUUCCUUCAUUUACUACCAGAAAUGCUUAAACUUGCAUCUGAUUGUCACCUUUUAAAGAAGGCACUGAUUACUCACAGUGUGUAAAGAGACUGUGCUGCAAUGUGAUGUUUUGGGAAAUGUGGAUCCUUAACUACACUACAUACAUAAAUUGCAUAGAUACUCUGAGCAAUACA
This is a messenger RNA of Mauremys mutica (yellowpond turtle), 2671 nucleotides long. It is a transcript of the gene CDC42EP3, whose product is annotated as CDC42 effector protein 3. The coding region runs from base 900 to 1670 and encodes 256 amino acids. The transcript has 2 exons. The record is from RefSeq and is a predicted model, not a curated record. NCBI's taxonomy places the organism in Eukaryota, Metazoa, Chordata, Testudines, Geoemydidae.